Messenger RNA from Solanum pennellii, 1411 nucleotides. RefSeq names its product transcription factor SPATULA. NCBI's taxonomy places the organism in Eukaryota, Viridiplantae, Streptophyta, Magnoliopsida, Solanales, Solanaceae. The coding region runs from base 104 to 1192 and encodes 362 amino acids. Gene Ontology annotation, cellular component: nucleus. The record is from RefSeq and is a predicted model, not a curated record. The transcript has 8 exons. Gene Ontology annotation, molecular function: protein dimerization activity.
ACUCGUUCGGAGUAUACACCCAAAAAAAUGUCACCUACUCCUAGAUAUAAAACAGUGUGCACAUAGACAAAAUUAACUUGAUCUGCUCAACACUGAACUUAUAAUGGCCAACAACAAUGUUUAUCAUCACAAUGCUAAUUUUUCUUUGACUGAUCCUGACCCUGAACCUGAUGAUAUUUCUGUGUUUCUUCGUCAUAUUCUACUUCCUUCUUCGUCUUCGUCUUCAUCUAAUUUUAUGGCCCUGAAGGGUAAUGAAAUGCAAUAUUCCUCAUCAUUACCUCAUCUUAUGCCUAAUAAUAAUCAACAAGGCAAUUUGUCAUCCAUGAUGAAUUCAUCAGCUUGCGGCAUUUUCUCGUCAUCCUCAUCUGUUGGGACCAUGGAUUACGAUCCGGAUGAGUAUGAAUGUGAAAGUGAGGAUGGGACAGAGGAUUUGGGGGCGGAAGCUUCAGUUCAACCGCCAUCUCGUAACACUUCCAAGAGAAGCAGAGCAGCUGAAGUGCACAAUUUGUCUGAAAAGAGGAGAAGAAGCAGGAUUAAUGAGAAGAUGAAAGCAUUGCAAAAACUUAUUCCAAAUUCAAAUAAGACUGACAAGGCUUCAAUGCUUGAUGAAGCCAUUGAGUAUCUUAAGCAGCUUCAGCUCCAAGUACAGAUGUUGACAAUGAGAAACGGGUUAAACAUGUAUCCUCUUGGCCUGCCACGAAUGCUACAACAGAAUCAACUCCCCCAGCAAAAAAUAGGUUUGUGCGAGGGGAAUGCAUUCACAAAUGCCAAAGUGGCUGGGAAUCUACAAGUUAACCAAGACGCCUCGUUAAAUGCCAUUUUCAACCCAACUGAAAAUUGUACAGAAACUAAGGUAACACUACCGAUAACUAUGUCAAAUGUAAACCGGUCAGACAGCGCGUUUGAGCUUGAGUCAUCGAUGAAUAUUCACCUUGAUCCCUUUCAGCUCUCAAGAUCUACCAGUAAGGAAAUUUGGAGGGAGGAUGGCUUACCUUUAUAUGGAAUGAAUGAGCUAAUGACCAAAACUGCAUCAACUGGAUCAAAUGUGGUAUUCUCAGUUCCCUUAGAUACCGAUGCAUCUAGUAUGAAGAGAAACACUCGGGAGGCCUGCUUGCUUCGAUAUCAGUUUGGUGCUGUGAAUGAAACCAAUCUGGAUUGUGACCAACUUCUUUCCCCACAACUGUAUAGGUGAAUGCAGCAACUUCUGAAUUUUGGCCUGCAUCGCCUUGCUGGAUUUUGUCGAAGUAAUGAGACAUGCAUUUUGCUGCUUAGGACGUUUAAUGUUGUUAACUUUUGGGCUCAAUAGCCACUGUAUUGAAUGAAUGGAAUAUAAAUGUAAAGAUUGGACUAGUUUCUAUCUUGUUAUGAAAUACGAAAAUUACUACUACGCAUAGGAUAUGUUUCGUGAUUA